Molecule: messenger RNA, 1109 nt
Organism: Pelodiscus sinensis (Chinese soft-shelled turtle)
Lineage: Eukaryota; Metazoa; Chordata; Testudines; Trionychidae
Source: RefSeq, a predicted model, not a curated record
UUUUGUUUGCGAGAGUGAAUUUUGCCCUAGAGACUGUGCUGCGUUUUCAUGACAAGUUGCUGAAAAACAAGCAGAUCCUUCAAAAAAAUCACUUCAUCUGACAAACACAGUCCCCGAGAAGCAUCCUGCUGUGGAGGAAGCAAGGAGAGGACGAGGCAGACACUUGUAAAGAGCAGUAAGCACAGAUUGGUGAAAAAAUAUGGCGAAGCGGCAACUGUGGCUCCUCGUCCUCGCUGGCCUCUCAGGAGCCAUCGCCCAGACAGAUCUCGAAGGACAGGUCUUUGUUUUUCCCAAGGAAUCUGCUGAUGCUCAAGUGAUCCUGAACAUGAAUCACAAUGGUCCCCUUCAGAACUUUACCGUGUGUCUCAGAUACUUCACGGACCUGACCCGGGCCUACAGCCUCUUCUCCUAUGCGACCAGGACCAAGGACAACGAGAUCCUCCUCUUCAAAGACAGACCUGGGGUGCUCUCACUGGUUGUUGGGGGGGAAUGGGUGGUCUUUAAAUUCCCAGAAAACACAGGCUCAAGCAGAGGCUGGGAGCACGUUUGUGCCAGCUGGGAAUCUGCCACUGGCAUAGCCGAGCUCUGGGUGAACUGGAAUCCCUUACCUAGAAAGGGGGUGCAGAAAGGCUACUCCAUCAGCAACCAGGGUGUGAUUGUCCUGGGGCAGGAGCAGGACUCCUUUGGGGGUGGGUUUGAUGCCUCACAGUCAUUUGUAGGGGAACUUAGUGACGUGUGUAUGUGGGACCUGGUCACUGCGAUGUCUGAUGUGCGCGCUGCCAGCGCUGAUUUGCAGUUGUCCCCAUCUGUCCUGAACUGGGGUGCUUUGCAGUAUCAGAUUAAGGGCUAUGUGGUAUUGAAACCCAUGCUGAGAUAAGGGCCCUAUUGAAAUGGAGCCUGGCCUUGGGAACCGGGGCCUCACCAUCCGGCUGCAAACCCCAAAACUUCAGGUGCACGGCAGAGAAUAGCGAUGCACAUAGGCCUGGGGCUUCUGAGCAAAACUAACAUUAACUUCUCCUCUUGUGACUCCUCCCCCAGGUGCUUGUGUCAUUUGGGUAUUUUCCUGUGUCCAAAGCCUGGUCUGACUUUGUAUCCCAAUAAAUGGUCUG